Molecule: messenger RNA, 1552 nt
Organism: Cololabis saira (Pacific saury)
Lineage: Eukaryota; Metazoa; Chordata; Actinopteri; Beloniformes; Belonidae
Gene: trub2
Product: TruB pseudouridine (psi) synthase family member 2
Exons: 8
Coding region: 158-1162 (334 amino acids)
Biological process (GO): RNA processing; pseudouridine synthesis
Molecular function (GO): pseudouridine synthase activity; RNA binding
Source: RefSeq, a predicted model, not a curated record
CUCCAGCAGGCGGCAGCAUGGCAGCGAUCUGAACUUGAAUGUUAUCAAGUCUAAUGACAAGACGUCCACGCUGAGGAAGCAACACUGAUAAUGGAGAACGUCUCUCAUAUUUUACUUGUUUUUUUAGUGACUGAAAUGGCCUGACGCUGCUAACACGAUGGCAACUCCAGCUGUCCGUCUGUUCCACCGGUUAGAGGGCUUGUUUUGUGUGUACAAACCCCCCGGUGUGCACUGGAAACUCGUGCGGGAGGCCAUAGAGACUAGUCUCCUUAAAGGUGUAAACGCUACAGCUCCUCAGCCUGUCCCUCACGAGGUGCGCUUUUUGGUGGAUGGAAACAGUGAGACUAAAGCGUCCAAAAGCCUCACAUUGUCUGCAACUUCGGUGCCUGCGCUUUCCAAGCACCCUCUGGCGACAGGACCUGAAUUCAAACGCAUUCGUGUGGGAGUAGGACAUCGUCUGGAUAUGUCAUCCUCUGGUGUUCUGGUUCUUUCUGUUGGGAAUGGAAACAAAGUCCUGAAUGACCUUUACGGGACAAGAAUCACCAGGGAUUAUACAUUGGAAUGUGAAUUUGGGACUGCAACGCAUGACUUCUCUCACACGGGUCGAGCUGUGGAGAGAUCUACUUAUGGUCACAUAACACAUGAUAAGCUGGAGAGGGUGCUUGCAAUGCUGGAGGGAACCAAUCAAAAGACACUGAGAAUGUACUCCAACGUGGACAUGAGUUCACAGGAAGCCUAUGAGAUGGCUGUGCAAGGUUUACUGGGCCCAGAUGGGAAAUCCUCUCCUGUUAUGACAGGCUUGCGUUGCAUUCACUUCCAGCCCCCCAACUUCACUUUAGAGGUGCAGUGCCUAAAUGAGACUCAGAAGUAUUUGCGUAAAGUUGUGCACGAGAUAGGACUUGAACUUCGCAGCACAGCACUGUGUAAGGGAGUGAGACGCACCAGGGAUGGACUCUUCACCCUGCACGAUGCCCUCACCCAUCACCACUGGACAGCUGCUGAUGUAAUGGGAGCCAUCCAACAAUACCACCGCUCCAAGAAAAAUAGAAAACAUCUCAAGUUACCUGUAAACAAACAAGCAUUACAAACACCUGAAGAAAAUGUGACUGCCACUCAACAAAGCAAAGCUCAUGAAGACACAUUGGUAGGUGCACCUCAGUAGCUUGGUGCUAAGAGUGAGAAUGUGAGUUGCGACUGGAUAAAGAAGAAGAUGGAACAGGACUGAUAUGCUCCAAUUAUGGGUUGGUUUAAUAAGUUGACCUUCGUAUACACAGCCUGGCCUUUUUGUCUCCAUGUAGGGUUCUCUAAUUUUUCUGGCAGUAUCUUGUCAAUGGGAGAGUCCAAACACUCAGUGCAUCUCAGUGUGGGUCCGGUCUGGAGUUUGUGGUGGCCUGUCCAUGAGGUGUUGAUUCAUCCUCCCCAAACCACUCUUGCAUAAUUUCACUCUCCAUAGUUUUUCUUUUUUUCUUUAAUAAUUUAUUAUUUUUCUUGAUUCAACCUAUCUUUUCCAUGACUGCAUGAUUUGUUUUCUGGGAUGUUUGUUUAAGAAAUG